This is a messenger RNA of Cimex lectularius (bed bug), 2128 nucleotides long. RefSeq names its product UDP-D-xylose:ribitol-5-phosphate beta1,4-xylosyltransferase-like. Lineage: Eukaryota; Metazoa; Arthropoda; Insecta; Hemiptera; Cimicidae. Gene Ontology annotation, cellular component: Golgi apparatus. The record is from RefSeq and is a predicted model, not a curated record. Bases 149 to 1270 code for a protein of 373 amino acids. Gene Ontology annotation, biological process: protein O-linked glycosylation via mannose. The transcript has 4 exons. Gene Ontology annotation, molecular function: ribitol beta-1,4-xylosyltransferase activity.
GAAGAGGCUUUUCUGUUUGUUUGUUUAUCACAAACAAAUUCAUCCUUUCAUCUAUUAGUUCAUAGAAAAUGAAAUUUGAUGGAUAUUUCAGUUGAAAUAAAACCCACGGUUCCUAACUUCCAACAAAGGGGACCCAAUUGGGAAAAUAAUGGGCCCAUCCAUCUACAAACAUUGCAUCGGUUAUGUGAUAUUUUUUGUCAUUAUUCUGAUUUAUUUCACAGCUACAAAUGUUGAACAUAUAUCAAAUGAGUGGAAUUAUUUACCGCCCAAACGCGACAUACAGAUUUGGGCCAAGGCAGCAAUAGCGGAAUACUUAUGGUUUCAUAUUCUAAAUGGGCAUACAGAAUCAUUUUACAAUGGUUUUUACAACAAUGGAAAUAUAACAUUGAACGGAUUGACUUUCUACUAUUUAAGCGGGCCCGGGUACAUCCAGACCACGGUACCACAAACAGUCGAAUAUUUAAUUCUGAUAUUGAACGGGCACACUCUAGAGCAUGUGACCAAUGCGUUGAAUUGGCUCGAAUACAUACCACAAUUGACAUCUCUAAAAAAACUCGCUGUAAUAGUUUUGGGGAGUGAAAACUGUGAAGAUAAUUGGAUAACAAAAUACUUGAAGUCUAAAGGAGGGCCGAUAGAUGUCCUUUUCAUGGUAUACGACAGCCCAUUAAUAGACAACAAAGAAGUUUACCAAUGGCCUUUAGGUGUCGCCACAUACCGACAUUUUCCAAAAUACAACGCAACUCAAGUAAACUUAUUUAAAAAAAGAAAGUACACGUGUAAUUUCGUUGGCACUGUCUACAAAGGAUCUUCAAGGGAGGCUCUAAGGUCAAUUUUGAAUCAUUCAUCAUUCAAGCAUAACUGUUUACUAGUUGAUCGGGAUGUGUGGCCAGCAAAAGAAACAAAAACAAGUUUAAAUCGUUACAUCAAUAUUCUCAAUUCUUCUGACUUUACUUUAUGUCCAACUGGUGCAAACACAGAAUGCUACCGAAUAUAUGAAGCUAUUUCGCUUGGAAGCACACCUAUCGUUGAAGAUGUUAUGACACCUGGGAAAUGCGUAGCGCCAUUGCGCCUAUUAAAAAAAUACAACCCUCCGAUUAUAUUUAUAAAAGAUUGGAGUGAGCUGAAUGGCACGUUGUAUAACAAGAAUAAAUUUAAACUGAAAAGUCAUAGGAUUCACCUUUUAAAAUGGUACAGCAAUUUUAAGAUCAAAAUGGCGAAACACUUCUUACAAGUGAUAACUACCUCUUUUUUCCCUCCGACUCAAACUUAAUAGUUUAUUUCAAACUUAAAAUAAUAAUAAAAAUAAAUAAAUGGAAAAAAAUAAAUAAAAGUUGCUCAGAUAUAUAAAAAUACAUUUCAGUGUAGGCAAAUUAAAUUAUCCUUAAAGCCUUUUAAAUUUGCUAUAUAUGCUUUAAAGUUGCUUCAAUGCUGCCUAUUGAAAAAUGCUUUAAACCAGCAAGAAAGAAUUGUCAUGUAUUUUUUCUAUCAUUUCUAUAUUUUUCCUAUGGAAAAAGCUUGUCUUUCAAUAACACUACUUUUCUUGUACUUCACAUGCUAUGAAGAUGACAGUAGCAGCACAAACUAUUUGCAUACCAUGUUAUUUGGAAUUUUUGACUUCAGGAAAGUGAACAGAAUUUACAAGGUAACAGAACAGAAGAUAAUAAACAAUAAAAUUCCUGGAUAAAAAAAGUAUUUGCACAUAUUUUAUUUUUUAUUAUUUAAUAUGUUUUAUUUUUAUUUAAUAUUUUUAAUGUUAUGUCCAGUGUUUUAGCAUCUAUAACUGCCUGUAGGGGUCUUUGCAUUGGAAUGGACAAGAUUUUUAAUGUAACGCUGGGAGAUUUUUUCCCAUUCUUUGACUAAUAGUUCAUUAAAUUAUUAUAAUCUCUCCCUAAUAUUUUUUAUUCUCUUACUCUUCAGUCGAAGUAGGACCGUAAAUGUUCAGUAAUAUUUAAGUCUGGUGAUUGUGGAAGUGUGAGGAGCUUCAUUAAAAAUUUAGCCACAAAUUUCAGAUCAUUGUCUUGCAAAAAAAAAAAAAUGAACUGGUUUUGUAGCCCUAUUUUUGCAGCACUCACAUUUGUGGUGCAGUAUACAUACACUUCUGCAUUUAUUUAUUUAUUUUUUAUUUUAU